AUGUUCCUUCAGUCCGUCUCUCGGGCUGCUGCUCGCAGCUCGGCCAUGCCCACCACUGCCAUUCGUUCCUAUCGCACCGUCUCGGGCCCAAUGGCUUGCCUGAAUGCCCGCCCUCAGCCUGUGAAGAAGUCUAUCGCUCCCCAGCAGACCCGCGCCUCAUCCGAGCACGCCAUCUCGAAUCCCACACUCGCCGGUAUCGAGAAGCGCUGGGAGGCCAUGCCCCCUCAGGAGCAGGCCGAUCUGUGGAUGCAGCUCAGGGACCGUAUGAAGGUUGACUGGCACCAGAUGACCCUUCAGGAGAAGAAGGCCGCUUACUGGAUUGCCUUUGGUCCUCAUGGCCCUCGCGCGCAGGCCCCUAAGGGUGAGGGUCUUAGAAUUGCCGUUAAGGUCGCCCAGCUUACUGCUGUCUCCGUCGCCCUGUUCUACGUCAUUCACUUGUUCGCUAAGCCCCAGCCUAAGACCAUGUCCAAGGAGUGGCAGGAGGCUUCCAACGAGUAUGCCAAGGCCGAGAAGAUCAACCCUAUCUACGGUAUCAGUGCCGAGGGUUACGAGGGCAAGGGCUUCGUCCAGAGCCCUCCUGCUGAGAAGUCAUAG
Molecule: messenger RNA, 594 nt
Organism: Aspergillus oryzae RIB40
Lineage: Eukaryota; Fungi; Ascomycota; Eurotiomycetes; Eurotiales; Aspergillaceae
Product: cytochrome c oxidase subunit IV family protein
Exons: 3
Coding region: 1-594 (197 amino acids)
Biological process (GO): mitochondrial electron transport, cytochrome c to oxygen
Source: RefSeq, a predicted model, not a curated record